This is a messenger RNA of Nymphaea colorata (pocket water lily), 2364 nucleotides long. RefSeq names its product probable BOI-related E3 ubiquitin-protein ligase 3. Bases 609 to 1505 code for a protein of 298 amino acids. NCBI's taxonomy places the organism in Eukaryota, Viridiplantae, Streptophyta, Magnoliopsida, Nymphaeales, Nymphaeaceae. Gene Ontology annotation, molecular function: ubiquitin-protein transferase activity. The transcript is spliced from 4 exons. Gene Ontology annotation, biological process: regulation of programmed cell death. The record is from RefSeq and is a predicted model, not a curated record.
UCGUAUCAAAAUCUAAAAUCCUAUUUUACAAUCAAAUCAAAAUCCAGAAAUCCGGUACACGGACAUCGACAGCAUUGCUCCAUGCCGUUCAUGUAGUUUCACUUUUCUAUUGAAAACCCCAAUAGGAAGAAGGGAACAGGAAAAUACAUAACCGAGAGCUCUUGACAGAGAUUCAUGGCUCAGGCUGAGUUGCGAGCACGGGAACGCUUCGUCUUUUGUUUGUGUUUCUAAAACAAACGGCUGCUUGUGCGUGUGAGAUGACGAGAACGAAGAGAAGAGGCACAUGGUGGACACGUUGCAGGUGAUCGCAGUGCCGAGAAAGUGUGCCACGUGGCACAACGUCCGGAAAGUAACAAUUGUGCCCGUUCUGUUUGUGAAGAAAUGCUUUGCUCCACUCUCACCGUCUGAACUUUCUCCUCUUCCGUCCUUUUCGUCUUUUGUUUGGAAGGAUGAGAGAAGAAGUUCAUACCAGUCUCUCUCUCUCUCUCAAACUGUAAAAGUAUCUCCCUCCCCUUACCUUUUCCCCGUCUUCCCCCUCUUGUCUCUCUUCCUCCUCCAUUCUCUCCCUCUCCCUUUCUGUGACUGGUGAUGCCCAGGACCAGUCAUUCAUGGCACAGUUGAAAAACAGAGAGAAGGCGUUGAAUCUGAAUUUCGGGAUCCCCAUAUCAAUGGCAGCUGCGUUACAGGACCUGCCGGCAACCGGAAAUGUUCAGCAGUACGACGAUUCCGAUCUCAAUCUCGUGAUGAGCACUGCGAUGCUGAGCGGGCCUCACAGCGGCCUUACCACGAACAACACCUUGACCAACUGGAGAAAGCGUGGGCGAGAGUCCGGUGAUUCGUUUCCUCCGGCGAGAGAGAAUCCGCCGUUGAUCAUGCCGAGCUCUUCGGCUGCUGGAACCAAGUUGUCUAUCUUAGGCGAGGCUGUCGCCGCCCCGAUUCAGCAGCCGCAACAGGAAAUCGAACGGUUCAUUGCACUUCAGACGGAAAGGGUGAGAUCAGACCUCGAGGAGAAGCAGAAGAGGCAAUCGAGGCGUCUCAUGGCGGUUUUGGAACGCACCAUCGUAAAGAAACUGAAGCAGAAAGAAGCGGAGAUAGAGAGCAUAGGAAAGGUCAACUGCGCCCUGGAAGAGAGAGUCAGGUCCCUAUGCAUCGAAAACCAGAUAUGGCAGAACCUCGCCAGGAGCAACGAGGCGACGGCCAACGCGCUGAGGAGCAACCUGGAGCAGGUCCUCGCCCAGGCCAACGAGGGCCACGGGGACAGCAAGGAAGACGCCUGUGCGGCCGAGUCCUGCUGCUGCAACAACAACAAAUCCGCGGAAGAAGAAGAUGACCAUCUUGCUGGAAACGGGGAGUGGAGGUGCCGGAACUGCGAGGAGAGCACGUCCAGCGUGCUUCUGCUGCCAUGCAGGCACCUCUGCCUCUGCAGCGGCUGCGCCGCUGCCUUCGACACCUGCCCAAUCUGUAAAUCCACCAAAACCGCCACCGUCCAGGUCUACUUAUCUUGAACCGCGGUACCAAACGCCACCACCUUCAUCACGGUCAUGAUGCACGGCAUAGGUAAUAGGAAAACAGAAGAACAAGGUAGAAAGAAAUAAAUAAAACUAAAGGAAAACGAAAGGAAGAAGAAAAAGAGAAAACUCAUUUGUUUCAUUCAUUAAAUUUCAUUUUCAGCUUCUUCUUCUGCUGUCAAAGGAAUGCUAAAGUUAUAGCACGGAACCACCUUUGUCGGUACAUUAUGGGAAAAGGCCAAUUCAGCCAUGGGGAUAUGAUUCUCUUUAGAAGAAGAGAAAGCUAAGGGGACACGACAAAUCCAUAUUGCAUGUUCUCCUCUUUAUUCCUUCUCCUUUGGGACUCGAAUUCUGGGGAGGUGCACUACUGACUCGUGACCAUGACCUGCCAUGGUUUUUUUUUGCUCCACUUGCAGCUACCUCUGACAAUGAAAGUUGAUCAUAAUAUACACUUAAAUAGUUAAGGAUUCGACGGUAAUCAUGUUUAUAAAGCAUAUACGCAUAAUAAACAUAUAGAACUGUUGUUUACUUUUGUUGAGUUUCAGUGGAGAUAGGAGUAUUUCAAUGGAGAUAAGAAUAUUUCGUGGAGGAUAGCCGAAGCUUCACUCAACUCCACGAUUCAAAACAGGAACUAAUCCACUCAGCUCUUGUCAUGAUCGUUGCUCCUACCUCCAAGAAGACCAUGCUGUUGAGUUAGGUGUAUUCGUAGAAGACAAAGCCAAUGGAUUAAAAUGAAUGUGCAUGUAAGUGGGCAAAUCAUGAGAUAUGACUGUUUGGUUCCUUCUGUACAAUUUUUAUGGUGGCAGUAUCUGCUGUCCUUUCUACUCGAUGCGUUUGUUCAUGUGAUGUUAAAAGU